GUUUCUCAGAGAUCCGUUAGUUUCUGGCUGUCAGUCGGUUUUCGUUUCCGACAUUAAAGUUAACACAUGAGGUUGGCUUCCUGCCAACAUAUACACGCGAGAAAUUGUCAGGUGACUCUCAUAUUUUUCAGUUGUGUAUAGUUAGCUUUGACUCGAGGUUUGAAACUGCAGCAUUCAAUAUCUAAAGAGUCGUUAGAAAGAUAUCUGCAACUAAUCGAACCACUAAACCCAGUAGAACGGUGAACUGCAUUUCUUUAUCCCGCCAUGGAGCACGCGCGUCCCUACCGCUUUCACUCAGACACCGAUGGUUUGGAGGCUCUGUGCCGUGACACGAAAUUUUCUCGCCGAGAAAUUCAGCUAAUGUAUCGCAGUUUCAAACAAGUAUGUCCAUCUGGGUUUGUAGAUGAGGACGCCUUCAAGCAGAUAUUUUCCCAGUUCUUUCCUUAUGGCAAUGCCAGCUCGUAUGCUCAUUACGUUUUCAAAACAUUUGACCAAAACAGGAAUGGAGCUAUAAGAUUUAAGGAUUUCUUGCACUGUUUGUCACUCCUCUGCCGAGGUUCACCUAGGGACAAGCUACGCUGGGCGUUUUCCCUCUAUGACAUCAAUGGAGAUGGCUGCAUUACUAAGAAAGAAAUGACAGAUAUUGUGUGUUCCGUUUACGCCCUACUAGGCCGAAGAUCCCAUCCCGCUGUUGAUGAAAAAUCCUUGCGGGACCAUGUUGACAGGAUCUUUCUGAAAAUGGAUUUAAAUAAAGAUGGCGUUGUAACCAUAGACGAAUUUAUGGAAAUAUGCACUAAGGAUGAAACGAUCUCCAAGUCUUUAUCUCUUUUCGACACGGUGUUGUAAACCGACAAAAGCUAUAAAAUGUUUCUUUGGGCGUGUCAGUCGUUGUAUCGUCAUCAAGUGGCAUUGUUGUACACUACUGUCGUGUCUCUUCAUUGCAUGAGCGAUGUUAAAACAUAGGUGUGGGUAAUAGUAAACGCAGCUUAAUUAAAAAUGUUGUUGUAACAAUGUCGUGCGAGUGUUUCAGCCCAACCAUAUUUGUACAUCCAUGAAUGACGUCAUGACAUUGAAUAUGUCUUGAUUUACUGUUGCCGUUGUUUCCAUCAAAGCUUUAAUAACGUUUGUUGAACCCUUAUCCUCUCCAUCCUCCAACAAAAGAAGGCCAUAUUUAUCGAAAGUGACUGUUUUUUUACCUUUCCUUCUGAAAGAACAACUACUUCACUUAGUCUGUCCAGAAUGAAGAUUGUAGAAAUUAUCUCAUAUAGUAUAAGAAAAUAGUAUUAUACAGCGAAUAAAAAUAUAUAUACUUCUCAUAAAGCAAUUUGGGGUAAAAGGACAGUGAGAUAGAUUCAGUUCAUUUGAUUAUACCUGACAAAAGAACGUGAAAGUAAAUAAAAUGAGGCACAGUCCAUCAUUACUUCACGUGAAUCUACCUAGGAUUAAAGAACCAAAACUUAGUAAAUAUAGAAUAUGAAAUACAUUUAUAUAGUCCAGCUUUACUUCACACAUCUUUACCCCGGAUUAAAGAAGAUUUACAGUCCAUUCUUACAUAAACUUCACAUAGAUCUUUCUAGGGUUAAAGAAAAAGUAAAAACUACGGAAUAGAGAAGAUGAAUUAUAGUUUAUCAUUACUUCAUAUAAACGUAAAUAGGCUUAAAGUAAAAAAAAACGAAGGAAUAGGGGAAGAUGGGAUACAGUUCAUCUCUAGUUCAGAGCCAGGAUGCAGUUCUUACAACUUUAUAUAAACCAGUCUCUAGUGAAUCGUUCCAAGAGAAAGUACAGAACGUGCCUUGCAGAUUCUUAUCACUUUACGUAGAUGAUUCUCGGGUUAAAGUUACAGAGAAACCAGACACUAACGCGUAGGAAAUUAAAGAUAUCAUACAGCCCAUGGAUAAUAGCUCUUACGAUACCAGAUAUCCAUGAAAUAUUAAAAAGACACUUUAAUCCAUUUCUCGAAGAACUUUUACACUAGAAACGUUAAGGAAACGCCCAUAAAAAUUUAAAUUAUAUAUCAAAAGAAAUCCAGUUAUCCAUCUUUUCUAUAAAUAGUAUGUUUCCAGGAAUAAAAAUAUCCGCUUCAACCUAUAAGUUUUGUGAAGUUUAUUGAUUUGUGUGAGAUACUGCAGAAUAAAAAAAAUAUUUUAGUUAAAGCUUUCUUACAAAAAAGAAAAAUCAAAUGAUGUUUAUGAUGUUUUAUUUUACAGUAUUCUAUAUUUUUGCUACAUUUUAUUUAAUCGCUUGAUUAUUAUACGUUAUAGCUUUUUUUUCCGAAAGCUUACUUUUUUUCGUUAAAGAAAUUGUGAACAUUUAUCGCAUGUGUAACAAUAAAGUUGAACAUUAAAAAAACAGAAGUAUCCUUUCAAUAUCAAUACUUUUUUAACCGGUGUGACCCCUCGGUAAAUUGUUCUAUCAUAAUAACAAUAAAUCUAUUACCUGUCAUGAAAACUACCUGAAAUAAUAAAUCUAUUACCUGUCAUGAAAACUACCUGAAAUAAUAAAUCUAUUACCUGUCAUGAAAACUACCUGAAAU
Messenger RNA from Limulus polyphemus (Atlantic horseshoe crab), 2533 nucleotides. RefSeq names its product Kv channel-interacting protein 2-like. Gene Ontology annotation, molecular function: calcium ion binding. NCBI's taxonomy places the organism in Eukaryota, Metazoa, Arthropoda, Merostomata, Xiphosura, Limulidae. The record is from RefSeq and is a predicted model, not a curated record. Bases 265 to 846 code for a protein of 193 amino acids. The transcript has 6 exons.